Messenger RNA from Protopterus annectens (West African lungfish), 1173 nucleotides. Its product is annotated as integumentary mucin C.1-like. NCBI's taxonomy places the organism in Eukaryota, Metazoa, Chordata, Ceratodontiformes, Protopteridae. The coding region runs from base 149 to 682 and encodes 177 amino acids. The transcript has 2 exons. The record is from RefSeq and is a predicted model, not a curated record.
CAUAAUAGCUAAACUGUAUAGUAUCCCAGUAAAACAAUAAAAGGCAGUUACUACAAAAGGAGACUGCACAUAUCCUUUUUCCUUUAAUACUAGAAACCUACCUAACAGUUACCUAAACAACUCCUUGAAGGAAGGAAGUCAAGAAUUCAUGCAAUUCAAAAUGAAGCAACAUCUCACAUCUGUUCUUUUUCUCUGCUGUGCUGUGAUAUACCUGCUCCAGGGUGCUUCUGCACAGGAUUCUACAGCUGUGAUCACCACACCUUCAGUUGGUACUACAAAAACAUCUGAUUCAACAACAAGUUCGGCCACUAUAACAACAAUAACACCAGCACCAACAACAACAACAGCAGCUCCAACAACAACAACAGCAGCACCGACAACAGCAAAGUCAACAAUGACAACAGCAUCAACAGCAUCAAAGACUUCAUUGACAGGAAUAUCAGUAACAACAAAAACAACAACAUCACCUCAGAUUAAAGACAGCACAACCGUUAAGCCAUCUACAGCAGUUACUGGAACUACUGCCCAAAUUGCAACUGGAAAUGAAACAAGUUCAACUAUUAAUGCCACUAUAACAACAGUUAGCCCCACCACCAGUAUAUCUGGCCCACACAUUGGAAUAUCACUGACCCUUGUUCUGCUCCUGACCCUUUUCUCAUUGUGUCAUUCACUGAUGUAUUAGAAGUCAUAUUUGUUGUGAAAACAAACGUAGAAAUGUAGUGUGAAAGAAAUGGAUGUCAUUACUUGUAAAAUGUGCCAGUGAAUAAUAAUGGGAAUUGUACACCUUCACUUAGACUAAUCAGUUGUUGUCUGCCUUUAUCAAAUUAGAAGCAGCAAUUAAGCAACCCUCACUUGCACUUUAGCUAUAAAUAUAGAUAGAUAUAGAUACAUGUAUGCGUGUGUAUGCAUAUAUGGAAGUACUUUACUAUCUCAAAAUACUGAAAUCUCGAAUUUCAGUAUCUCGAGGUGAAAAUGUCGAAAGUGCAGUUUAGUGAAACUGCACUUGAUUGAAUCUGGUGUCGAAUUUGUGGUUGUGGUGGCAUGGAACAUGGGAUUUCCUGUGUUUGUAAGGUGCGGUGUGCAGUGGGAUUUGGUUUGCCUGCUGCUGUGUGGAUAUAUGUGGAAAUUUAGGUAAGUGCUGUUUUUAUAAGGGUUUUGGGUAGGGAUUUGAGU